Messenger RNA from Cimex lectularius (bed bug), 851 nucleotides. RefSeq lists its product as uncharacterized. The transcript is spliced from 3 exons. NCBI's taxonomy places the organism in Eukaryota, Metazoa, Arthropoda, Insecta, Hemiptera, Cimicidae. Bases 216 to 851 code for a protein of 211 amino acids. The record is from RefSeq and is a predicted model, not a curated record.
AUUGCUCAUUGAUCUGGUUUUUGGAACUUUGAACAUCAAAAAAUCAUCUUCUGAGUCAAGAGAGGAACUUUAUCCUAUCGGAGGUUGUGUGGGUUCAGCUUCUCCACCCAGGGAAGAAGAGCCUGCAUUAAUCCAACCUGUACACAGUUGGGAAGAGGCAAGACUCUCGGCUGUCUCCAGCCCAACAAGUGAAACUGGAAAACCAACCGAACAUCAUGUCGAUGGAUAAAAAGCGAAAAAUGAAAUGUUGUUGUUUCGCACCAGUGAUUAUGUUCAUCAGAAAUAAAUGGGAAAGGCUUGCAAGAAGGUUAUCUGAAAUGGAAGCAAGAAGAAGACCGAGGAGAGCGACACCAGCAACGCUAUCACUGUUAAAGUUUAGAAAAAUAGAUGAUGAUGAAUGGAAAAGCAUGACUCCCAAGAUCGAGCCAGCUGCAGAAGUUAAAGGGGUGAUCCAAACCGGCAAAGAGCCUAUAUAUGAAACGGAGCCAACUGCUGUACCAGAAGAAGCGAUUAAGACCAGGGAAGAGGCCAUCUGCACAACAGAAACACCUGCAGAAGCACAAGGGCCUAUUUUAAUAACCGAAGAGGCCAAAGACAUAAUGAAGCUACCUACAAAAGAACAAGGGCCUAUUUUAAUAACCGAAGAGGGCAACCAAACAACCGAGCUACCUGCAGAAACAGAAGUACUUAACGAAAUAACCGAAGAGGGCAACCAAACAACCGAGCUACCUGCAGAAACAGAAGUACUUAACGAAAUAACCGAAGAAGGCAACCAAACAACGGAGCUACCUGCAGAAAUGGAAGGAGUGAUCCCUGAGGACGGCUCAUCAACUCUCGAUGAAAGUAAAUAA